CCUAUGAGGUGAAAGGACAGAAAACAACAAGCCAGGAUGACAACAUUAAGACCGUUUACCUGCGAUGAUUUAUUUAAAUUCAACAAUAUCAACCUGGACCCUUUGACAGAAACUUAUGGGAUCCCGUUUUACCUCCAGUACCUUGCUCACUGGCCGGAGUACUUCAUCGUCGCCGAGGCUCCUGGUGGUGAACUGAUGGGCUACAUCAUGGGGAAGGCGGAGGGAUCUGUGGCUCGGGAGGAGUGGCACGGUCACGUCACUGCCCUGUCCGUCGCCCCCGAGUUCAGAAGACUCGGCCUCGCAGCCAAACUCAUGGAGAUGCUGGAGGAGAUCUCUGAGAGGAAGGGCGGAUUCUUCGUGGAUCUCUUCGUGCGAGUCUCCAACCAGGUGGCAGUGAACAUGUACAAACGUCUAGGCUACAGCGUCUAUAGGACAGUGAUCGAGUAUUACUCUGCCAGCAACGGGGAACCUGAUGAAGACGCUUAUGACAUGAGGAAAGCUCUGUCCAGAGACACGGAGAAGAAGUCAAUCAUCCCGCUGCCACAUCCCGUCAGACCAGAAGACAUCGAAUAACAGUAGACUGUGGCUCUCUGACGAUCCGCUCUCUCUCUCUCUCCUUAUAAUCACGUGUGAAUUCAAUGUAAUUACAGGCUGUAAUCAGCUCCAGUGUACAUAAACCGCCACAGAUGCUGCUUAACAUUUCUUAUUCAUAGUCAGAGAGCCACACUGUACACAUCCUAAUUUUUUAAACAAUCAGAUAUUCAGUUUUGCUUUCCUGUAAAUUCCAAAAGAAUGUUUUCUUAAGAAAUAACAAAACUUGCAAGUUUGAAUUGAUGUGUGUAUAAUGCAAAUCAAACAUGGUCAUACAUUAAAGAUUGCUCAUGA
Messenger RNA from Plectropomus leopardus (leopard coralgrouper), 885 nucleotides. RefSeq names its product N-alpha-acetyltransferase 20, NatB catalytic subunit (gene naa20). Gene Ontology annotation, cellular component: NatB complex. NCBI's taxonomy places the organism in Eukaryota, Metazoa, Chordata, Actinopteri, Perciformes, Serranidae. The record is from RefSeq and is a predicted model, not a curated record. Gene Ontology annotation, biological process: N-terminal peptidyl-methionine acetylation. Gene Ontology annotation, molecular function: protein-N-terminal amino-acid acetyltransferase activity.